Thermothielavioides terrestris NRRL 8126 is the source of this 1627-nucleotide messenger RNA. RefSeq lists its product as uncharacterized. Gene Ontology annotation, biological process: translational termination. The transcript has 2 exons. Gene Ontology annotation, molecular function: translation release factor activity. Lineage: Eukaryota; Fungi; Ascomycota; Sordariomycetes; Sordariales; Chaetomiaceae. The coding region runs from base 84 to 1364 and encodes 426 amino acids. The record is from RefSeq and is a predicted model, not a curated record.
AGAAAAGAUGCAACGAUUCCCGUGCGCCUCGUGCCCUGCGCUCUGAUGCCCGUCACGCGACAGCACCCCGGUGCUUUGCAACCAUGUUCGCGGCACCAUGGGUGUGUCGGAGCUGCGCGCGGUCCCUAAGGCGCGUCGGUAUUUCUCGGUCUAUUCGGAGAGCUAGCACAGAGACGCCAGUGAACCUGCCCCCUGCGCUCCUCGAUCGAGCUCGAAGACUUGCCGCCGAGCACCAACAACUGAGCGCGGCAUUGGCGAAGGACUUUGACGCAAAGACAGCGAAACGCGCGGGCGAGAUCUCGCGAGUCGCAGACGCGCUCCGGCAGUUCGAGAAGGCAAGGGAGGCGCUCCGCGAGCUGCACGGCUUGCUGGAAUCCAAUGAUGCCGAGCUACGGGAAUUGGCCCAGGACGACCUCGAGGCGACGAACGCCCAGCUCGCCGACUCGAGCCGGGAGCUCUCGAUUGCGCUGACGCCUAAACACCCGUUCGCCGACAUGCCCUGUCUGCUCGAGAUACGGCCUGGUCCCGGAGGAACCGAGGGCCGCUUCUUCGCCGACUCGCUUUUCCACAUGUACAGGGCAUACUGCUCGAACAAGGGCUACCGCACGCGGGUCGUGAAGUACGAAGCCUCGGACAGCGACGGCCAGACGGGCUCGGAGGGCGAGAUUGCCCUGCAAGAGGCCGUCUUAGAAAUCCAGGAGCCGGGCGCGUAUGGCCUCUUCCGCGGCGAGGCAGGCAUGCACCGGGUGCAGCGGGUGCCGGCGACCGAGAAAAGCGGGCGCACCCACACGAGCGCCGUGGCCGUCUGGGUGCUCCCCUCGUUCCCGGAGAACAGCACGUCGGAGUCGGAGGCCGACUGGGACAACCCGGAGAGCGACUUCUACAUCAACCCGGCCGAGGUGCGCAGCGAGACGAUGCGGGCGCGCGGCGCGGGCGGGCAGCACGUCAACAAGACCGAGUCGGCCGUCCGGCUGACGCACAUCCCCACGGGCACGACGGUCAGCAUGCAGGACUCGCGGUCACAGCAGCGGAACCGCGAGGAGGCCUGGCGGCUGCUGCGGUCGAGGAUCGCGCAGCAACGGCGCGAGGCCAGGGAGGAGCAGGCGCGGCAGCUGCGCAGCAGCGUGCUGGCCAACUCGCAGAUCACGCGGGGCGACAAAAUCCGGACGUACCAGUACCAGCAGGACCGGUGUACGGACCAUCGGAGCGGACUGGACGCCCACAACCUGCCGGAUGUGCUCCGGGGCGGUGAGACUUUAGGGAAGAUCAUGGAGAGCGUGCAGACUUGGCUGAUCAACAAGGACAUCCAGGCCCUCAUCGCCGAUGAGGAGGCGGCUGCAGCGGCCAGGAAGGAGGGCAAAUGAUGCCUCCUUCUGGUGUCUCAUGUACUAUGAUGUGUGAAUUGUGGACAUGUAUAGUGUAUGUAACUGUAGUACAACACUGAUAGAUGGAUAGAUCUGAUUGAUACCCUCCACAGCAGAUGCCCUGCUGAAAGCUCAACCGCCAGCUCCGUAGCGGUGGCUACACGGUAAUUACCGAGUGUAUGUAGUGUAUCUUACGUACCCGUACCCAGAAACCCGAGCCCGCACACCAACCUGGCACCUUUCGAGUCUCGACGAGUCCUCUG